Mytilus californianus (California mussel) is the source of this 1925-nucleotide messenger RNA. RefSeq lists its product as uncharacterized. The coding region runs from base 59 to 1741 and encodes 560 amino acids. Lineage: Eukaryota; Metazoa; Mollusca; Bivalvia; Mytilida; Mytilidae. The record is from RefSeq and is a predicted model, not a curated record. The transcript has 2 exons. Gene Ontology annotation, molecular function: zinc ion binding.
GUACAUGACAGGUAAAAUAUUCUAAACCGUUCAAUAAAUUUUCAUAGCGAAGACUAAUAUGGCAUCAUCCAGCACAAUAACAUGCGGUGUUUGUGAGUCUCAGCACACGACAACAAAGGCGGACUUCUGGUGUCCUGAAUGUGACGAAGGAUUGUGUUCCCAAUGUCUGAAGCAUCACAGUGCAUCAAAAGGCACACGUAACCAUGAAGUUAUAUCUGUCGACAACUAUAAACAAUUACCUCCCUCGAUAGCCAAUAUAUCACAAUACUGUUCACUGCAUGACAGAAAAUUCCAGAAUUAUUGUCCGCAACAUGAAAGUCUCUGUUGUCCGCAAUGUAUUCAGUCAAACCAUGCUACCUGUAAUGGGAUAUUAUCACUGGAGAAUGUCAUACAAACAGCAAAGACGUCAGUUUUAUUGGAAAGUCUUGAUCAAAACAUCAAAAAUCUCAAAAUUAAUGUCGAGAGACUUGUUGAAGAUCGGAAACAAAAUCUUGAUGAAAUCCAGAAACAAAGGCAAAAGUUUUAUGACAAUAUAAAACUGGUCCGUAAUAAGAUUAACGAACACCUUGACAGCCUAGAACAACGAAUAAUUCAGGACUUAUAUGCUGCCGAAACGAAAGUCAAAUCCCAAAUUGAGGACUUGCUGAGUAAACUUGCUGAAAAUUCAGAAAAUAUAAAUUCAAUGCAAAAAAAUAUUUCAGCUAUCAAAGAUUAUGCGUCAGAUCUACAAGCAUUUCUUGGGAGUAAAAUGAUUGAAACAGAAAUUCAGAAGCAUGAAAUAUUUAUGCAGUCAUUAUAUGACGAUGGAAGUUUGCGGAAGUUGGAUAUAAACUGUAAAAUUGAGGACAAGAUAACCGACGUAUUGUCAACUGCUACUUUACUAGGUGCAAUAUCCAUCGAAUCAAGCUCUCCAUUGGUGGUUAUGAAGAGAGAGAAAGAAACACAAGCACAGACAAGGUCUUUGAAACACGUGCCACCUUCAACUAUCAAUGAUAUAACAAUGACAUUACAAAGUAAAUUCAACUUUCUUGGUAUCACAGGAUGCACCUUUUCUUCUACAGGAGACAUCAUCCUGAUAGACUUCGAUAAUACACGUGUCCGAAUUUUAAAGGAAGAUGGAACCUUGAAGAGUGAGAUAACUCUUUCACCUUCAGGCCCAGUUGAUGGUACCUGUAUCGAUGACAAGACAGUUGCCGUUUCAUGUCCUUGUUCAAAUCAAAUACAAAUCAUAAACAUUUCUACUAAAAGAGUUGAACGCAGAAUAAAAACGACCAGCCAAUGUUUUGGUUUAUGUUACAGAGAUGACUACUUGUUGUACUGUGAUACUGGCAGAGGUAUUCAGAAAGUAGAUAUGGCAUUCAAUUGCUCUUUUACUUUGGUUGAAGACAACACCUUGUCCAGGUUGAGUUAUGUAGCAACAUCUAAAGAUAACAUAUUUUAUACCAAUAGCUCAAACUCCACCGUAACGUGCUGCUCAUUGACUGGAGAGAAGAUUUGGGAAUACGCAGACCAAUCAGUUCCUUCUCCGUAUGGGAUAGCUGUAGAUAAAGGCUUAAACGUAUAUAUUGCUUCACAAAGUAGCAACAGUAUAUUUGUACUGUCGUCGGAUGGAAAACAAGCAAGAAAACUGCUAGGACAUAAUGAGGGAGUUAAUACCCCUUAUGGACUCGCAUUUGAUGUUACGAAAGAAAAAAUAAUAGUUGUGAAUAAUUUUGACGCGAAAUUGUACGGAUUAUGUUAAGAUACAAGUUAUGAUUACGUAGGGUACAGUUUCAGAGCUGAUGUUUGUCAAAUAUUUAAAUGUCUGAAAUAUAUUGAAAUGAGAAUACAUCAAAUAUAGUAUUUUUAUAUUCCUUAUUUCUAUUUUAUUACUUUGUUAAGAUGUAAUAACAUAUAUGUUGAAAUAAAUAAACGUUUUACCUGGC